UUUAAUUUGGUCUUUUCCUAGCUUUUUAAGUUGCAAGCCCAAUUCAUUGAUCUUCUCUUUCUCUAUUUUAUUCAAGUAAGCCUCUAAAGAUAUAAAAUUUCCCCUGAUUAACGCUUUGGCUGCAUCCCACAAAUUUUGGUAUGAUGUCUCAUCAUUGUCAUUAUCUUGGGUGAAAUUAUUGUGUCUAUAAUUUGCUGUUUCACCCAAUCAUUCUUUAAGAUGAGAUUAUUUAGUUUCCAAUGACUUUUUGAUCUACUUUCCCCUAGCUUUUUGUUGAAUGUAGUUUUUAUUGCAUUGUGAUCUGAAAAGAAAACAUUUACUAUUUCUGCCUUCCUGCAUUUAAUUUUGAAGUCUUUAUGUCCUAAUAUAUGGUCAAUUUUUGUAUAGGUUCCAUGAACUGCUGAGAAGAAAGUAUACUCCUUUCUGUCACCAUUCAGUUUUCUCCAAAGAUCUAUCAUACCUAAUUUUUCUAAUAUUAUAUUUACCUCUUUAAUUUCUUUCUUAUUUGUUCUGUGGUUUGAUUUAUCUAAUUCUGAAAGUGCAAGGUUGAGAUCUUCCACUAUUAUAGUUUUGCUGUCUAUUUCUUCUCGCAACUCUCUUAACUUCUCCUUUAGGAAGUUAGAUGCUAUACCACUUGGUGCAUGUAUAUUUAGUACUGAUAUUGCUUCAUUGUCUCCGUUAGCAAAAUAUAGUUUCCUUCCUUAUCUCUUUUAAUUAGAUCCAUUUUUGCUUUUGCUUAAUCUGAGAAAAGGAUGGCUACCCCUGCUUUUUUGACUUUACGUGAAGCAUAAUAGAUUCUGCUCCAGCUUCUUACCUUUACUCUGUAUGUAUUUCCCUGCUUUAAAUGUGUUUCCUGUAAGCAACAUAUUGUAGGAUUUUGACUUCUGAUCCAAUCUGCUAUCCACCUCCACUUUAUCGGAGAGUUCAUCCCAUUCACAUUUAUGGUUAAAAUGACUAAUUCUGUGUUUCUUGCCAUCUUAUUAUCCCCAGAUUAUGCUUUUCUUUUUCUUGAUCCUCCUUACCCCCUUUCCCAGUAUCAAACUUAUGGGCACCACUUGCGUCACGCAGCUCUCCCUCUUUAGGAUCCCUCCUAACCCCUUUGGAUCCCUUUGCCUUUCUUGUACCCUUCCCUUAUUACUCUUUUCUUUUUCCCUUUUCCUCUCCUACUUUUUAAUGAAGUGAGAGAAGUUUCUCUGUAACCUAAAUAUGUUAGUUAUUUUCUCUUUGAGCCAACUCUGAUGAGAGUAAGAUUCACACAAUGUUCCUCCCCCUCUCUAAAUUCCCUCAGAUAUGAUAGGUUUCCUUUGCCUCUUCAUGGGAUGUAGUUUCCCUCUUUUUAUCUCUUUUCCCUUUUUCUGACACUAUCCCCUUUCCAUUUCUACUUCCCUUUUUUACAUUAUAUCAAUAAAAUCAAAUUGUACAUGUACUCUUUAUGCAUAUCCAUAACAGAAAUACAAUUCUCAAGAGUUCUUUUUACCUUUUUCUGCUUCUCUUAAGUUCUAUGGUUGAAGAUCAGAUUUUUUCUUUAGUUCUGGUUUUUUUCUUAGAAACAAAUGGAAUUCAUGUGUUUUAUUAAAUGUCCAUCUUCUUCCCUGGAGGAAAAUGCUCAGCUUAUCUGGGUAGUUUAUUCUUGGCUGCAUUCCAAGUUCUUUUGCCUUUUGGAAUAUCAGAUUCCAGGCUCUUUGAUCUUUUAUUGUGGAAGCAGGUAGCUCUUGAGUGAUCCUUAUUGUGGCUCCUCAGUAUUUGAAUAGUUUUUUCUGGCUGCUUGUAAUAUUUUUUCCUUAGUCUGAUAGUCCCGAAAUUUAGCCACAAUAUUCCUUGGAGUUUUUAUUUUAGGGUCUUUUUCAGAAGAUGUUCGAUGAAUUCUUUCAAUGCCUAUUUUACCUUCGGAUUCUAUUACAUCUGGGCAGUUCUCUUUGAUGAUUUCUUGUAAAAUAGUAUCUAGGCUCUUUUUUUCAUCAUAAUUUUCAGGAAGUUCAAUAAUCCUCAGAUUAUCUCUCCUAGAUUUAUUUGCCAGGUCUGCUGUUUUUCCAGGUAGAUAUUUAGCAUUUUUUCUAAUUUUUCAUUUUUUAAAAAAAAUUUUGUUUGACUGAUUCUGAAUCAUUCAUUUCUAUUUGUUCAGUUCUGAUUUUUAAUGAAUUAUUUUCUUCAUUAGUUUUUUUUUUUUUAAACUUCUUUUUCUAUAUGUCCAAUUGAGUUUUUAUAUGAGUUGUUUUACUUUAUGGAAUUUUUUCCCAUUUCUCUAAUUUUUUUCUACUGAGUUAUUUCCUUGUUCCAAUUCACAAAUCCUACUUUAAACUUCUUGACAGCUUCUCUUUGUAUAGCCAUGGCUUAAUGCAAUGAACAGAACAGGUGCUUAAUCUAUGUUUACUGAUUGGCUGACAUUAUCCUGGGGCUGAUCACAUGGCCUAACCCCACCGCAGUGCUUGCAUGCUGGUCCCUCUGAGGAAAUCUGUGUUUCUAUUUCUGUCUCUUUCCUGCUCUUUCUCACCUAUGAACAAAUCCCAUAAUGAAGAUAACAAGGGCCUAGGGCUCCUGGUCCUGUUAUGGAAUAACCAGGAGUCUUUCCCUCCUAUAUCCCUAACCUAAGGGAAGCUGUCAGUUAUGUAAAUUAGACCAAUGAUGCUCCAAGAAUGGGCCAAAGGUUGGGCAACAGGAACCAGGAAAAGGCAGAAAGUUGAUGAAUUAGCUCUGAAUUCUUCCUGAGUAAGGCAGUGGUCUCCACUCCCAUUCACAAACUGAUAAAUGGAGACAGAGAAAAUCAAGAAAGCAGAGUCAGGUCUGCUCUAGUCAGUCCUUUGUUCUAAGAGAGGACGAUGACAUGAGGAAGGUCACAUCAUGACACGAGUGAUUUGGAUUUAAGCAAGCAAAUGCUUUUAGUCUUAAGGAAGGACUAAUAAAAGUCAUAUUAGACAGCCUGAGCCCUCUUUCUUUGGUUGUAGAUAGUUGGACUUCUCAAAAUUUGCACCAAAGACUUUCACUGGAAUCAUUGAUUUUUCAUUAGAAGGGAACUGAAAGGUGAAAAAGUCCAAAUCCCUCAUUUUUCAGAUGAAGAGACUGAGGUUCAGAGGUUCAGUGAGGUCCUCAGGAUCUCACUAACACAAGAGUCUGAAAAGGGAUUCCCAGCCACUUUUCCUGCUCCCAAGCCCACCGCAGAUCUAACAGAGAGAAAGAGACAGAAAAAGAGAUAUGGAAGGACGUAGAGAGGAAUGGGGGUUAAGAGAGAAUGAGAGACUAAAAUUUCCUUAUCUGUAAACUAGCCAGAUCCUACUUGAGCAAAGUAAUGGAUUCUUAUCAGAUCUACGGAAAAAUUUGCUAAAUGUUGUGAAAUUCCAAUACAAUAAAUUGGUUUCCUUAGAAAGAGGGAUCUCUUCUUCCAUCACAAACAUUCCCCACCAAAUAGGAUGUGUCUGAGAGGAUUUAUACAUUUGCUUUCAGUAUGAAAAUUAAUUAGAUAAUGAAUUGCAGAAUUUUACCUGGAAUAGUAUUCAUACUGUAAAUUAGAUCUUGAAUUUACUCAGUUUCAUUCAACUACAGUCUUUUUUAUUUUCUAAUUUUUAAAAACACAAAUACACCAAAGGACUAUUGUGAGCAAGGGCUGCACAAGAUCAAUGGCCUCACUUUCCCCCACAGAGCCAUCUGCAUCCAGUGGCCAGUAAUAGAUCAGGAUUACUGGAGAUGGCUCUGGAUGAGGAGGAGACCUGGGCCUUCUUAAGGUAAGGUCUCCAACAGAUCUCCUGUAACUGAGGCUGCCCCCAUCCAGUGAUUGGUCUGACAGUUCUGGAAUUUAGCCACAAUAUUUCUUGUAGUUUUGAUUUUGGGAUCUCUUUCAGUAGGUGGUCGAUGAAUUCUUUCAAUGUCUAUUUUGCCUUCUGUUACUAUAAUAUCUGGGCAGUUCUUUGAUGACUUCCUGAAAAAUAGUGUCUAGACUCUUUUUUUUUUUUUAAUCAUGAUUUUCAUGGAGUCCAAUAAUCCUUAGAUUAUUUCUCCUAGAUCUAUUUUCCAGGUCUCUUGUUUUCCCAAGUAAGUAUUUAACAUUUUUCCUAUUUUUUCUUUUUUUCUUUUUUCUUUUGGUUUUGCUUGACUGAUUCUUGGGGUCUCCUCAAGUCAUUCAUUUCCAUUUGUCAAGUCUGAUUUUUAAUGAAUUAUUUUCUUCAUUUACUUUUUUUUUAAAUUUCUUUUUGUAUUUGUCUAAAUGAGUUUUUAAAUGAGUUGUUUUUUUCCAUUUCACCAAUUUUUUUUUCAAGAAUUAUUUUCUUUUUACAAUUCACAAAUUCUGUUUUCCUUGGAAUUGUUUACCUUUUCCAAUUCACAAAUUCUCUUUUCCUGGGAGUUGGUUUCUUUAUCCAAUCUAUCUUUUAAUGGAUUAUCCUGACCCUCUUGUCUCUGUGUGUGGCUUUUUUUGUCUCUGUCUUUCUGUGUGUGUGUGUGUGUGUGUGUGUGUGUGCGCGUGUGUGUCUGUCUUUCUCUGCCUCUUUCUUUUCCCACAAAUUAUAUAAUUAUUAUUUUUCCUUUUAAAAGCAAAAUAUAACCAAUUAAAUACUUGAUACAUUUUCACAUUAUGACAACAGUCUUUAAUUUCUUAAUUUAUAAUUUCACAGCAUCCAUUUCAAAAGAGAAAUUAUUUUCUAAUGAUACAAUUUUUUGGAAUACAAGGAUUAAUGUUGAAAAAUUAUCCAUGCAUAUGUUUUGAAAAUUAAAAGGCUUGAAUAAAAAAAAUAAAUUUUAAAAAACACAAACUGAAAUGAGGAAAUAAACAAAAACACAUAAGCCAUAUAUGCUGCAGAAAGGUUUCAAUAUAAAACAAUUUCCAUUUUUAAGAAAUCUAUAAAACAAAUACUAUACAUUGUUUUCAAAGCUGCCCAGCUUUUUCUUUAACUCUUUCCUUGAUGGUUUUCUUUGUCCUCUUCCAUGCUAUUUUCAUUCACCCUCCCCAUUCAUCCUAAAGAAAGCGCCAAUUAAGUGUAAAUAUAUAUAUACAUAGCUAUCUAUACACAUGUACACAUAUGUACUCAUACGUGUAUAUGUAAAACAAUAUAUAUACAUAUAUAUACAUUAUAUGCUUAUUUCCUCCUAUCAUUUGUAUUUCUACAGGUGGAUAGCAUCUUCUUUCAUAAAUCUACAUCUUUCCAUAUUUAAAAAAAAUCUACCAGCUCAUCAUUUCCUGCACUGCAGCUAUAUUCCAAUCCAAUCUUGUAACAUCUGAGAGUGAGAGUUUUUUUUUUUUUUUUCCCAUCUUGCAUUUUUUCUUUUCUUAGCUACAUAGAUAUUAUUUAUACAGGAAAUUUUUGCAAGGGUAGGGGAUUCUGCUAAUAGGGAGUACCAAGACCACCUCGACCCCUGCUAUACAAUAAGUUUUCUGCCACAUUACAGAAAUGCCCUUGUUGAACAAGGAGCAUUGAUUUGUGAUCAUAAGAACGGGUGUAAGCUCCACAGCCAUGGCUACAUGAACAGGGAUGCCUGAACAGGGCCUCUCGCCUGUGAGCAAGCUGCUGAAAUGCUGGAUCAGCUAGAUUGGUAAAUUGGUAGAUGCCAUGCAUAAACAAAGCCCACCAGCUGCUUCUCUGAAUGGUGAUUGGGGCUCGCCUACUGUCCAUGCGCUGAUCACGCUUGCAAAAAUGUAUAUCAAUGAGGCUAUAUGGCAUAAUAAACUGGAGCUCUUUUCAUACCCUAUAAGUCUCCUUCCUCAUUCAUCUCACCUCUGAGAUCAAAGGGCUCAUAUGCCAUGAGCUCUUAAAAGAUGGCCACAAUUUUUUUUUUGCAUUCUUUUAAUAAAGUUUAAAGUCUGAUACUUCUGAAUCUACUUCUCUUACAUUCCUUUCCCAUUGUUUCUUUGAAGUUCCUGAACUUUUGCUCUUCUAAAUGAACUUUGUUAUUUUUUUUAACUCAGUAAAAUAUUAUUUUUGUAAUUUAAUUGGGAUGGCAUUGAAAGAUUAGUGUGCAUGCCUUUUGAUCCAGCAAUGCUACUACUGGGCUUAUAACCCAAAGAGAUACUAAAGGGAAAGAGAUCUGUAUGUGCCAAAAUGUUUGUGGCAGCCCUCUUUGUAGUGCCUAGAAACUGGAAAAUGAAUGGAUGCCCAUCAAAUGGAGAAUGACUGAGUAAAUUGUGGUAUAUGAAUGUUAUGGAAUAUUAUUGUUCUGUAAGAAAUGACCAGCAGGAUGAAUACAGAGAGGACUGGCGAGACUUACAUGAACUGAUGGUAAGUGAAAUAAGCAGAACCAGGAGAUCAUUAUAUACUUCAACAAUGAUACUGUAUGAGGAUAUAUUCUGAUGGAAGUGGAUUUCUUUGACAAAGAGAAGAUCUAACUCAGUUUUAAUUGAUCAAUGAUGGACAGAAGCAGCUAUACCCAAAGAAAGAACACUGGGAAAUGAAUGUAAACUGUUUGUAUUUUUGUUUUUCUUCCCGGGUUAUUUUUAUCUUCUGAAUCCAAUUCUUCCUGUGCAACAAGAGAACUGUUCGGUUCUGCACACAUAUAUUGUGUCUAGGAUAUACUGUGACAUAUUUAACAUGUAUAGGACUGCUUGCCAUCUGGGGAAGGGGGUGGAGGGAGGGAGGGAAAAAGUUGGAACAGAAGUGAGUGCAAGGGAUAAUGUAAAGAAUUUUUUUUCAAAAUAAAAAAAAAAGAAAGAUUAGUUAGGUUAAGGCUUGUCAUUUUAAAAAUUAUAUUGUAUUAUGUAUGAAUAGUAGAAAAAUAGAUAUUAAAUUAUUUAGUUCUAAUUUUUUUGGUAUGAAAAGUGUUUCAUGUUUAUAUUUCUGUAGUUGCUGUGUCUAUUUUGGCAGGUUUACACUCAGAUAUUUUAUGCCAUUUGUGUAUUUUUUUUUUUUUUUACUGUGUUAACUGGGGUUAAAUGACUUGCCUAGGAUCACAUAGCUGGGAAGUAUAGACUGUUUGAUGCUAGAUUUGAAUUUGGGUCCUCCUGACUUCAGGGAUAGUGCUCUAUCCACUAGCUGCCCGUUUGGAUAUUAUGAAUGAUCUAAAACAAUAUUCAAUAAUAUUGCUAACACAUAGUAUAAUUUCUCUAUUUUUUACUUUUGAGUAAAUCUAUUUUAUCUUUAACUUUGUCUGAGAUCAUGAUUACUAUCUCUGCCUACAAAAUUCUACUUCUACACUUUAUUUUAUCUUUGUGUGUAUCUCUCAUUUUUUAUAAUGUUUCCUGAAAGCACAGUAUUGUUUAGUUCAAAUUUUAAAAUCUGCUAUCUGCAUUUUAUGGGUCAAUUUGUCCCAUUCACAUUUUGAGUUACCAUUACUUAUUGUAUAUUUUUCUUUUUCCUAUUUUUCCUUAUUAUCCUUUUUCCCCUUUGCCUCCUCAUUUAUUGACUUUAUUUCUAACUGUUACUUUGGCCAUCUAUUCCUUAAUUUAUCAAUUUAAGAAUCCCUCCCUUAAUCUCUCUCCCUCCCGGCUCCUUAGUCUUAAUCUAUAUACUCUUCUAUGAUCCCCUUUAUCCUGAUGUCUCACUCUCUCAUUUCUUUAUAAAUUUUGAAGACUUUUAUACUCUUCCAAAUGUAUAUAUCUUUCUUUAAUCUAGAUCUUCUGUAAAUAAGGUUCAAUCACUACCAGCCUUCUUCCUCUAAUUCCUUUCUAUCAAUCAGUUCUUCUCAUUCUUCAUUUGUAUAAUUACUCUUUUUUUCUUUUCCUACACAAUUUUGCUUUUUAGGAUCACAUAAAACUAAGUUCUGGCCCUAUCUUUCUUCUGAUGUGCCUAAUUAGUAAUAACAACAGGCAUAUAGUAUACAUUUUCACAUUUAAAAAGUAAAUAGUUUGUCCUAUUGAGUCCCUUGUAGUUGUUCUGUGUUAACCUCAUAAUUAUUUUGAAUCUUUUAUGUCUAAUUUUUUUAAAAUUACACUCUUGUCUUUUUGCAACAAAAUCCUGAAAGUCUGUCAAUUUAUUAAAUUUUCUUUUUUUUUCUAUCCUCCCCUUCUCUCCCCCCCCCCCCCCCCCUCAUGACAAGGCCACUGCGUUGCUUAAGGAACAUGCUUCUGGCAGGAGGUAGUGGAUCAGGGAGAAGCUGGAGGCAGGAGGCCCUGUGAGGAGCCUCUCAGGGCUGUUCAGAGGCUAGGUCUGCAGCUAGCUCUGAUGCUUUCAGGGUACAGGAUUCUGGGAAGGUAUGUGAGCUUGUUUCUUCUCCUGUAAAAUGGGGUGGUGGGCUCAGAUAUUUUCUGGGAUUGGUGAGAUGAGGGCAGGGGCUCAGGCAGGGAGGAGAGGAAAGGGAUUGCUUCCUCAUGGGGUUUCUGGAAAGUACCUAAUGCCUGUUUUCCCCUACCGGAUCCCAGGUCUAAGGUUGGCAGGGACUUCAGAGUCCAGCUCCCCCAACCCUUUCAAUGUCUAAAUCAAGAGACUUGGGCGCCACGAAGGGCCAGUGACUUGUCCACAAUUCUGCGGGUGGUAAUCAUCAGAGGCUCCUCAGAUUUCGGACUGCCUCCUCCUGCCUGGAUGUGGCAGGGCCAGGAUCAGGCUGUGUUUGGUGCUGGGACAGAGAGUCUCUCUGAAGCCCUGGAACCUUCCAAGAGCCCAGCCCAGGACUUGGGUUGAGCUCAUUGGAACUGUCAGGAGAGAAUGCAGUCCCAGAGGAUAAAACCCCAUCACUACAGGUUAUGGACUUAUGAAAAUCGGUAGAAAGCAUCUAAUAAUAAUGUGGUCAUAUGCCUUGACAGGGCCUGUGGCCCACGGCUGCCCAAGGCCUCCUUCCUUCACUUUUCUUUAUGGUACUGCCUGAUACUCUUGGUCUUUUGUUUUUUCAAGAUGAACUUUGUAAUUAUUUCUUCUACUCUAUAACUUUUUGGCAGUUUAAUUGGUAUGGCAUCAAAUGAACAAAUUAGUUUAGAUAGAAGUAUCAUUCUUACUAUCUUGUCUUGGCCUACCAAUCAUCAUUCAGAUCUGACUAUUUGUGUGGAAAGUUUUUUGUAAUUGGGCUUAUAUAGUUCCUGAGUUUAUCUUGGCAGGUAGAUGGCUGGGGAAUUUUGUUUGUCUAUAGUUGUUUUAAAUGGAAUUUCUCUUUCUAUCUCUUCUUGUUGAACUUUGUGGGUCAUAUAUAGAAAUGCUGAUGAUUUAUGUAAGUUUAUUUUUCAACUUUAUUUCAAUUAAUUAUUUUUUAAUUGAUGUUCUGGGGUUCUCUAUAUCAUCAUAACCUCUGUAAAAAGUGAUACUUUUGUUUCCUCAUUGCCUAUUCUAAUUCCUUCGAUUUCUUUUUCUUCUCUUAUGACUAUCCCUAACAUUUCUAGUACAAUAGUGAAUAAUAGUUUUGAUAAUGGACAUCCUUGCUUCACCCAACUGUACUGGAGGCUUUUAGUGUAUACUAUUAUAGAUAAUGCUUGCUGGUGAUUUUAGACAGAAUCUAAUUAUCAUGUUCAGGAAAGUUCCAUUUAUUUCUAUGUACUUUAGCAUUUUUGAUAGGAGUAGGUGUUACAUUUUGUCAAAAGCUUUUUCUGCAUCUGUAGAUAUAAUUAUGAUUUCUGUUCAUUUUGUUAUUGAUAUAAUCAGUUUUGCUGAUAGUUUUCCUAAUUUUGAACCAAACCUGCAUUCCUAGUAUAAAUCUCUAGGCAAAACUGUUUCCUGAUGUGGAUUCUCUGAUAUAUAAUAACACAAAGAUUAUUAUUUAAUACACUUUUGUCAUUGGCCAAUCUUUGUAUAGUAACUAGGGAUUUAUUUUGUUGACUGGUUUAGGAUUGAAAACAAAAAAUUAAUUUUCUUCCCUCAGCAAGAGAACUUUUCAAUUCUCUUCCCAUUUCCUAUCUCAUACAUUUCUCAGGAAGUAUUUUUUUUAAUUAUCUUUUAACUAUAAAUAAUUUAUAGCUAGUUUUUCAGUGGAUAGAAUACUGGGUCUAAAGUCAGGAAUACCUGAGUUUAAAUCUGGCUUUAGACACUUUGUAAAUGAUCCUGAGCAAGUCACUUAACCUGUAUUUUCCUCAGUUUAUUAGUUGUAAAUUUAGUAAAUGUUUUAUAAAUAAUAUAUGGAUACUACUUAUGUGUCUUUUUUUUUUUUUUGCAACAACAUGCUAUAGCUAAAAUAUUUUGUUUUGCUUAUGGGUCUUUUCCCCUUUCUUUGGUGUUUUCAGUUUAUUAGUCUACUAGUGGUUAUCACAAAGUCAAAGGAUAUAGAGUUGAGUGACUUUGGGGGCAUAGUUCCAAAUUGUAUUACAGGAAGAUAUCUUCCAUGUUAAUGUUGUGAAUACACAUGCUAGGUUUCUGCUUUCUAAUGCAAUCUGCUACCCUCCUCAGUUUUGCACUUUCAUAUUUAGUUGUUUUAUCACAUAAUCUUGUUGCCAUGUACAAUGUUCUCUUGGUUCCACCUUGUAUGAUCUUUUUGUUUUUGCCUCCAACUUUAGAAAAAAAGUGGAAGGGAAUGUUAAAUAGUAGUUAUUGCGAGAAAUUAUUAUUAAUAACCAGUGAACUGGAGCGAUCCAGAGUUCCUCCUUUUUCCAUAGUCCACAUUUUUAAGUUCAGUCUCUAGAAGAACACUGCCGCUAAUGAAGUUGGAUUAACUUUCUUAACAAUCUUUUUCAAACCUCACCCAGAUGGAGAAACUCUUGUACUCUGCUUAAAAUGGGGAUAAAUUCUUUGAAUAGACUGCCCAAUGCUGGGGAAAACUUAAAAGUAAAUGACAUAAUCAAAGUUCAUUAGAAUAGGCCCAGCCAAUAUCCCUUGACCCAGCAGUGUCUCUACUAGGCCUGUAUCCCAAAGAAAUCAUAAAAAAGGAAACAGGACCCACAUGUGCAAAAAUCUUUGUGGCAGCCCUUUUUGUAGUGGCAAGAAACUGGAAACUGAGUAAAUGCCCAUCAAUUGGAGACUGGCUGAAUAAAUUAUGGUAUAUGAAUGCUAUGGAAUAUUAUUGUUCUAUAAGAAAUGAUCAGAAGGAUGAUUUCAGAAAUGCCUGGAGAGACUUACAGGAACUGAUGCUGAGUGAAGUGAGUGGAACCAAGAGAACAUUGUACAUGGCAACAAGAUUAUGUGAUGAUCAAUUGCGAUGGAUUUGACUCUUCUUAGCAAUGUAGUGAUCCAAGAUAAUUCCAAUAGGCUUGGGAUGUAAAGAACCAUUUACAUCAAGAGAAAGAACAAUGGAGACUAAAUGUGGAUUGGAACCAUAGUAUUUUUGUUGAUGGAAGAGGACACACCUCUUGCUAUCUCAAGGAAAUCCCUGUAAGACAUGACCUCCUGCCUCAGAGCCCAAGCCCCUUCUACCUUCUGGACCCACCCCACCAGUUGACAUGGCAUACAUGGUCCCUUUCUGGAAAUUCCUGCGUUUACCAGUGUUUGAGCUCCACCCCUUUCUCUCCCCAAUCUGGAGCCAUAUAUAACUCAUUGAAAUCUCACAUUGGAAGUUGCUGCUGCGGCUGCUGCUGAAUGCUUUAAGACAUCAACCCUGGGACCAAAAUGGAUCCUUUGGUCCCAGAAAAUCUCUCCCUCUCAGAAACCCAAAUAAAAUAUUAAAGACUCUCUAAUCUGUAUCUUGACUCAGUUUCUGUCUCUUGACUGUCCUCUACUUUACAUGCAUUCCCUGUGAUGGAAACUUAUAAGGCUCUGAAGCCCUCUGCCUCAAUUCUUGCAUUCUGGCCUUCCUAGCUAGUCACGAAAUAUAUGUUGUGGCUUUAGCCCUAUUUCUGACUCUUUCUCUUACCUUGUCAGCUAUGACGAGGGACGUUUGUGUGACCCUUUUGGGGUCUAGCACACAUACUGGAGAUCACAAAGCUUUCACCCUCCCAGAGGGUUCUGUGUUCAUAGUUGCUGAAACAAACUCUGACCAAGGGUAUCAGUGAUGGAGAAGCUCAUGGAACAAGGAAACUCUACCUCUACGGAGGUCAGGGGCGAUUCCUGUUAGUGUCUAAAGCUAAGGCCAAAGUGGCCCUAAGAAAUCAACAGCAUUUGUCAAACCCGGACAAAGUGAGGCUGCUAGAACCUGUGAACAUGCAAAGUUGUCUUCAGAGCUUCCUCCUACUGGAAAGAAGAUUCCUCCAGAAGCUUUGACCUAAAAGAGGGUGUCUGCAGAGGCUUCACCCCAGAGAAAGGCUCCUGCAACUAAGAAGAAAGUGCCUGUGGAAGCUCUGACCAAGAGGAAGGUUCCUGAGGAGACCAAGAAAUGAACAUAGUGGAGAAACAGAAGCCACAAGGAAACAAAGUCCGAGCAGCCUCCGAAGCAGCACGAGAGGCCAAAAAGCAAACGGGCCGCUUAGCAACCAGAGGGGAAGCUGCUGUGCCUGAAGCUCGAGGGGCUGAGGGAGCGAAGGAGGUGAUGAUGAGCCAAAAUCAGCUGCUCAGAACAAGGGCAUCAGGCUUUCUACGUCCCAUAAACUCCAACAUACUGAAGGAUGGACCCAAAACCAAGGGAAAGAAACCUGAGAACUCAAAAGCCUUUAAGAAAACUGGGUCAAGUCUCCAAAAUGUUCUAGUCAAGGCUGUUGGCAAAAAGGCUAAAUAAAAUGCAAAAGGUGGAUUGGCUCAACACUUUGUUCUGGGGGGAGAACUGGUGGGAGGGGAAGAACCACUUGAUUUUGAAAUAGACUUUUUCUUUUAAAGAAUGAGGAAAAAAGAACCCACUUGUGCAAAAAUGUAGCAGCUCUUUUUGUGUUAAUAAAGAAUUAGAAAACGAGGAGAUGCCCAUUCAUUGGGGAACGGCUGAACAAGUUGUGGUAUGUGAAGAUAAUGGAAUAUUACUGUUCUAUAAAAAAUGAUGAAAAAGCUGAUUUAGACAGUCCUGGAAAGAUUUAUAUGAACUGAUGCUGAGGGAAACAAGCUGAACCAGGAAUACAUAGUACGCAAUAACCGCAAUGUGCGAUGAUCAACUGUGAAAACUCGGUUCUUCUCAGUGGUUUAGUGAUCCAAACUAAUCCCAACAGACUGGACAGAAAAUGCCAUCUGUAGCCAGAAAAAGAACUAAGGAGUCUGAAUGUAAACCAGCACAUGCUAUGUUCAUUCCUUUUUUUUUUUUUCCUCUUUCAUGGUUUUUCCCCUUUGUUCUGAUUUUUCUUUCCCUACAUGAUUCAUAAAACAAUGUGCAUUAAAAUAAUUCAAUGCUUUAAAAAAUGAGACAGCGGCUUUUAAAGGGUUUUGCAGUGGUGGUGGUUGGAUUUGCGUUUUAAAAAAGGCCUAUUAGGCAUGGAAGUCUCUACCUUCCAUCUCUCUGCACGGAAGGUCACUUCCACGAAUCUGGGCAAAGAUGGGGGGUGGGGAGCGGGGAUCCAAAGGGCUACAGACAUAAAAGGGGAAGGCAAGCCUUGACCUUGAACUACUUCCAAGUAAUCUUCAGUCCUACUCAAUGCUGACAGCGGGACGGUGAGAGCUGGGAAACCCUGCUGUCUGAGGGCACUUUAGGUUACCUAAUUUCGGCUGGGCCCUCACCGAGUCAAUCCUUCCGUGCCUCACUGUCCCGUACCCCCGGCACUUCUCCAAAGUUUCCUUCUGACUUGCUCUUCAUUCACUCUCCCGGUGGAGAAGUCAGCCUCACAUUUCGCUAGGAAAAAAAAAGCCACUUACCAAGAGCUCUGUUCCAUUUAUUUCCCGCCUGGAAAUGGUGCUGGGUUGGGAGUAGGAAGAAGAGGACACACCUGCCCUACGGGGCGGACCUCGGGGCUGUGAGCCCAGCGCGCUAACAAGGUCAGACGCCUCGCAAAGAAAGGGGUGGCUCUGGGAGACGCGGGGUGCGGGAGUCCCCGGCCCCCAAAAGCUGCCCCUCAGCUUCUGGAGAGGUUGCGGACCAAAUCAAGUCCAGGCGAGCGGGCAGACCCGGUCCCUGGAACGUGACGGCAGAGCCUCCCACCUCAGCGAGCUUAGAGCGCUUCCCCACAGCCCGGGAGACCCGGACGGAACCCGGCUUUCCCAGAAGCUUGAUCACCACGAGGGAGCUCCGCCCACCCUGAACGCGCAAACCGGACGCUCGCUUCCCCGACUGUCUCCGUGGGCGCGCCUUUAGACCGGUCCGGAGCCGCUGUGCCAGAGGGCAGCUACCGGGCCGCCCCUCGGAGCCCCAAGGCUACAUUUCCCCAUAGAAGAGGGCAGGGGAGCCGGAGAGAGCCGGGCGGGCCCCCGGGCAGAGGCGGAUCCAAUAGCUCCCCCGGCCUCUCCCCAGAGCCUUCAGGCAGAGACUGAUGUGACGGCUGAGACCCAGGACUGGCAGCCGGCCGGGGCCGAGGAAGGAGCUGCGCUGCCCGAGACUGUCCGUUGCCAGGGGAGGAGCAUGGAGGGUGAGCAGGGACCGACUUCGGGCGUCCGAGCCACCAGAUCCCAGACAAAAGGAAAAAAGAAAACACGAGGAAAAGCAUCAGAACAACAAAUCGACACAAUGAGAAAGUCUGAAAACGUGAACAACAGCCAGCAGCCGUGGGCCUCCCAUCUCUGCAGAAGGGCCUCGGUGACCUUCAAGGACGUGGCUGUGGACUUUACCCAGGAGGAGUGGGGCCAACUGGACCCUUCUCAGAGGACCCUCUAUCGGGAUGUGAUGCUCGAGAACUAUGAGAACCUUGUCUCCCUGGGGCUUCCCGUAUCCAAACCUGACGUGAUCUCCCAGUUGGAGAGAGGAAAAGUACCUUGGAUGCAAGAUGGAGAAUUCCUCAGAGGCAUUUGCUCGGAUUCUUUUAUUCAAGAGACUAGGUCUGAAACCAAGGAGUCUACUCCAAAGCAAAGGAUUUAUAUAAGAGUACCAUCCCAAGGAAGACUCAAAAAAGAUGAUCCCAAGAUGGAGAAGACAUUGGAACAUGAUAACAGGUUAGAGAGAAAAAAGAGCAACCAGAAGAAACAAUCCAGACAAGUAACAAGCGCUCCAAAAAAUAUUGCCAAACAGAGGCAUUUAGUUGAAAGUAAUACAGAUGGGAGAAAGUUUACUUUAGGAUCAGUCUUUGUUCCGAAACAGAAUGUUUCUUUAGGAAAAAAUCACCAAAAUUAUGGCUCACAAGGAAACAUCAUCAAACCAAUUUCAGAUCUAGUUAAACAUAGUAAAAUCUCUAAAGGAAAGACCCUUUCUAAAUAUAAUUGUAAGAAGCCCUUCACUUAUCACUCAGAUUUUGUUCAGUUUCAUAUGGUGCAUUCUGGAGACAAACCGUGUAGUAAUGAAUGUGAGAAAGCCUUCAGUAAGAGCUCACGUCUCGCUGAAGACGAAAGAAUUCAUCCUGGAAAGAAAAAUGAAUGUAAGAAAGAGUUAAGCCAUAGUGAAAGCCUGUCUCAAAAUAAGAAGGCUAAUAUUGGAGAGAAACCCUUUAAAUGUCAUUAUUGUGGGAAGGCCUUUAACAACAACUCAAGUCUGGUCCUCCACCUAAGAAUUCAUACUGGUGAGAAACCCUUUGAGUGUAAUGUAUGUGGCAAGGCCUUCAGCCAGAGGGGAAACCUCAAUGAACAUAAGAAAAUUCAUACUGGAGAGAAACCCUUCAAAUGUAAUGAAUGUGGCAAAGCCUUCAGCAGCAAUUCUAGCCUUACUCUGCAUCAAAGAGUUCACACUGGAGAAAAACCUUUUAAGUGUAGUGAAUGUGGAAAAGCCUUCAGCCAGAGAGGAAACCUCAAUGAACAUAAGAGAACUCAUACUGGAGAAAAACCUUUUGAGUGUAAUGAAUGUGGGAAAGCAUUCAGCCAAAGGGGACAUCUUACUGAACAUCAGAGAAUUCAUUCUGGAGAGAAACACUUUGAAUGCAGUGAAUGUGGAAAAGCUUUCAACCACAGAGUAUCCCUUAUUGAUCAUCAGAGAAUUCAUACAGGAGAGAAACCCUUUGAGUGUAAUGAAUGUGGGAAAGCUUUCAACCAGAGAGGACACCUUAAUGAACACAAAAGAAUUCAUACAGGCGAGAAACCUUUUGAAUGUAAUGAAUGUGGGAAAGCCUUCAUCCAUAAGGGAAGCCUUACUGAGCACCAGAGAAUUCAUGCUGGAGAGAAACCCCUUGAAUGUAAUGAAUGUGGCAAAACCUUCAGCCACCGGACUUCCCUCUAUUCUCAUCUAAGAAUUCAUACUGGAGAGAAACCCUUUGAAUGUAAUGACUGUGGGAAAGCUUUCAGCCAUAAUGCAUCUCUUAUUUAUCAUCAGAGAAUUCAUACUGGAGAGAAGCCUUUUGAAUGUAAUGAGUGUGGGAAAACCUUCAGCCAUAGAAGAUCCCUUCUCCAUCACCAGAGAGUUCACACUGGAGAGAAACCUUUUCAAUGUAAUGAAUGUGGGAAAGCCUUCAGCCAGCGAGGGAACCUUUUUUACCAUCAGAGAAUUCAUACUGGAGAGAAACCCUUUGAAUGUAAUGAAUGUGGAAAAGCUUUCAGUCAUAGUACAUCUCUUAUUUAUCAUCAUCGAGUUCAUACUGGUGAGAAACCCUUUGAGUGUAAUGAAUGUGGAAAAGCCUUCAGCCAGAGGGGGCAACUUAAUAAGCAUCAGAGAAUUCACACUGGAGAGAAACCUUGUAAAUGUAAUGAAUGUGGAAAAACUUUCAGUCAGACAGGACACCUUCUUAGACAUCAGAGAGUUCAUACUGGAGAGAAACCCUUUGCUUGUAAUAAAUGUGGUAAGUCUUUCAGCCAGAGAGGAAGCCUUGUUCUGCACCAGAGAAUUCAUACUAGAGAGAAACCCUUUCAAUGUAGUGUGUGUUCAAAAGCCUUCAGUCAUAGGACAUCCCUUAUUUGUCAUCAGAGAGUUCACAAUGGAAAAUAAGCCAAUGAAUAUAAUGAAUUGGAAACUCCUUCAGUUUUGAUCAUCCAUGAUGACCACCAUAACUAUCUUAUGGUGGACAGAAAUUCCUCAGAACCAAUUAAUUGGGUAAAUCUUAACUACAGGGGACACCUUACUAAAUAUCAGAAAAUUCACAGUAAUGGGAAACCCAUAAGUGUGAUGCCUGUGAGAACACCUUCAGCAUUAGCUGAAACCUGCAAAUACCCAGAGAAUUCAUAUUGAAGAACCUCCUUAUAAAAGUCAUGAUAGACAAAAACCUUUGUAGUUCAUGCUGUAUUAGAUAUCAGAGGCAUUAUGUUGGAGAUUAACAAUUAAUGAUAGGGAUGAAAUGUUUUGGGGAAGGCUUCAUGAAGAUCUGCCACUUGUCAAAUACUAUAUAGUUAAGCUGGGAAACUUCCCCACCAAUUACACUAUUGUUUGCUGCUUUAAGAGAAAAAGCAUACCCUCCUUUAUCAACCUUCCUGUAAUACACGUCAGUUGCCUUUAAUAACAAGUUCUGUAAUAAGUAUGCUCAAGUAUGAUCUGAAAAGGCAUUUGUGUAACUUAAGGUUACCAAAAAAUGCUUAGUAAAACCACUGAAGUAUUACAUUUAUUUAGUUGCAAGGAACUCUAUUCUCCCCAUAUUUUUUCCUCUAAAAAAUUUAAACUCCCUAUCCAGCAACAAUCCAGUUGCACAAGCAAGCAUAAAACAUUAUUGUACAUGAAACUAUAGAUCCCAUUUUUUGCUUUUUAAGUAAAAAUUUACAUUCACUUCAGCAGGUCAGCAUGGAAUAAUGGGUGGUGGACUCUCUGCCAUUUAUACCGUUGUUACUUUAUCCUUCUCUGUAUAAAGAGUAAUUGCCUAGGAGUUAAAUAUUAACAGCUCUUUCUAUUGAGGUUGCCAAAAGUCUUCUAGUCACCCAAGUUUGCAUCCUUGGAGUCACCUUUUCUUCUCCAGCCUCUUAACCUAUAUGUUAUUGACUCUUGUAGUUUCCAGUUCCACAGUUUGUUUUAAAUCUGUCCACUUCUUUCCGUUCUUAGUUUGGAUCCUUAUCCCCUCUCACAUGGACUACUGUAGUAGUUUCUUGAUUGCUCUCUCUGUCUCUUCUCUUCUUGAACAGUUUUAUCCAAGUGGUGAAAUCACCAAACCAGGUUGCAAGUAUUUGAGGAGCAGGAUUUGAAGACCUUUAGAUGAUUUUUUUCUAUCUUGAAGUAAUGGAAGAGUCAAAGGGGAUUUUUUUUUAAGCUAUUGAUACAAGCAAAGUAUAUAUAAUCAGAUCUUCUGAACAGGACAGGUUAUGGUAUAAUAUAGGUGGCUUGAGGAUAAAAAGCUGACUCUGAAGGAAGUAAAUUUUUUUAAAGACUAUUAACAUGUGAGAUUGUUUCCUCCCCCCCCCCCAUAUCUCUGUUUUUCCUUAGCAAUUAGUUAAUCUCAUUUAAUGUAUUUGUUGUAAUCUGUCAUUGCUAUGGCCACAAGAGAAAUUCCUGUCUCCUACCCAACCAACCCUUGCUGAAAGUCCAAAAGAAAAUUUGAUAAAAGGGAGAAGGGUACAAAAAGUGUAAAGCCAUUUCCAAAGCUCGUUCAUGUAAAACAUAGUUCUAUUGAAUCUACAUACCCUGAAUUAGUUGACAAUCAUGUAUGAGUCAGCCCCAGUCACUGGAGACCAGUUUUUGGCAUCCUCUCAGAAAUGCUCUAGGGUGAAUGGCUAGUUCCAGGAGAGGUCCUCUGAAAUCUCAUCAAGUGGAUGAAUUCUCAAAUUGAGCAAAAGUUCUUUUGAUCACCUCUACUACAAAAAAUAUAUAUAUAUAUCUCGUGGUUAAAAACUGUUUCUACUCUGUUUUCUUCUGUUCAUUUUAAAUCAUCCAGGAAUGCUGUUUUGUCGGACUCUUCUAGAACAUAUUCAUAUAGUGUCAAUUUUUUUUUUGUUGAUAUGCUGUAAUAUGUUGAUAAUAUGCCUAUGUGUACCAACAUUUCAUUCAUGCAAUAAACCCUGCUUAGUGAUUAGGAUGUAAAUUUCUCAAGGGCAUGGUCUUUUUUUUUUUUUUUAAUCCCCAAUACUUAGCACAGUAUCUGGCAUUUAGUGCUAAUCAUUGAUUAAAUAAUGCUUGUUGAUUAAUGUUGAAUAAUUUUGUUCCCAUAUUUGGAAACUGAUGUCGAGUAUUUCUGCAUGUAUAUUAAAUAGAAAAUAUCUUAAAAUUUUAUUUUCUAGCAUCAUCUUGCUGAAUCAGCUUGCCCAUUUAAACAAUGCAAAUCAGAAUUUUAAAGGGCAUUAUUAUUCAUUGAACUCAAUAAGAGAAUAGUGAAUUUUACCUGUGAAAGCCUUCUGAGUUUCAGAUGGCCAGCGAGGGACUACCCUUGCUUCCUACACCAAGUUGCCUGAUGAUCAUUUGGCUCCCUUGGCAAUCUUGUAUCUUGUGAUGGGGCCACUGCUGUUUGUGUCUUUUGGCUCCAGGGCCUCAAAACCCCUGCCAGGCUUUUGGAGCUCAUUAAGCAGACAGGAAGUGGCUACAGGAUACCUGCAUGCUCUGAAGUAGAUCCCCAAGCCCACAAUUUGGUGUGUCCGGAAGUGAGGUCCCCUAUUUUCUUGAGGGACAUUGCAGCUGGCAGAGGACAAGGCUCUCCCUGGUCAGCCCCUCCUUAGACUGUGAGCUCCCUGAGAGCAGGAACUCUUUGGUUUCCUCUCAUCCCUAGUGCUGACCACAUGGCCCGGCUCGCACUAGUUGCUUCAUAAAUACUUACUGACUCAUCAAUAGGAAUAAACUAUCUUGUAUCCAA
Molecule: messenger RNA, 19381 nt
Organism: Antechinus flavipes (yellow-footed antechinus)
Lineage: Eukaryota; Metazoa; Chordata; Mammalia; Dasyuromorphia; Dasyuridae
Product: zinc finger protein ZFP2-like
Exons: 7
Coding region: 14170-16608 (812 amino acids)
Biological process (GO): regulation of transcription by RNA polymerase II
Molecular function (GO): DNA-binding transcription factor activity; RNA polymerase II cis-regulatory region sequence-specific DNA binding
Source: RefSeq, a predicted model, not a curated record